UCAGAAACAAGUACGUACGCGGUACGCCCCUCAGUUUCACGAUCAUCUUAGAGAGUCGAUAACCAAGGUGGUUUGGUCUCUGCUGCUUGAGUUCCAAUAAAAACAAACAAGCUGAAACACUAUAUACUGAAAUAGAAAAUAAAUAAAAACAACACCAGCGAUAAUUUAAAUCAAUCAAGCUAAGAAUCCAAACAAGGCGUUAACUAUGGAGAAUCUCAGGUUUUUCCUCUUCGCUCUCCUCCUCCUCGUUUCUCCUCUCCUUCAAGUUGCUAGGAGUCAGUCAGAUUCAGAUGCUGAAGUCGCAGGGACUGUGGAAGAAGUCAGUGAUCUUGGGAUUGUCGGGGAGAACGCACAGGAUUUUGGUGAUGAGAAUUUUAGCCAAGCUCUAGGGGUUGAUGUAGUGUGUGUUUUCCCAAAAAACAGUGCACGUUUGGUGAAUGCUGGAGAAGAGACUGAACUACUAGUUGGAGUGAGAAAUGAUGGGGAGUUGCCCAUAACUGUCGUUGGAAUUAGGGCCAGUGUUCAUCUUCCUUUUGAUCAUAAGCUACUGGUUCAGAAUCUAUCUGCUCAGGGCUUCAACAAUGCAACUAUUCCAGCAUCUGCUCAGGCUACUUUCCCAUACAUCUUUGCUGUCAGCAAGUACUUGCAGCCUGGAAGUUUCGAUCUUGUGGGCACCAUCAUUUUUGAGAUAGGCCAGCAACCAUACCAAAGCACCUUCUACAAUGGUACCAUUGAAGUAGUUGAGUCUGGUGGUUUCCUAAGCACGGAGUCAGUUUUUCUUGUUACCCUUGGAAUUGCUCUUCUUGUCCUCUUUGGUCUAUGGCUUCAAAGCCAAAUUCAGAACCUUUCUAAGAAAUCAAAGAGGGCUGCGAAGGUGGAGGUUGGAACUGGGGCCAGAGAUGCCUCCGUGGAUGAAUGGCUUCAGGGAACAGCAUUGAGUCAGUCACAGUCCCAGAAGUCAAAGAAGAAGAAGUAAACAGUGGCUCUUACCCUGUUUCAGGCACUGUAGUAAAAUGCAGACUCUUGUGACUCAUAAUAGGCAUCUGGAGAUUCUAAGAGAGCCCAUGAACUAAACUAGCUCUGAAAUAUAGGCCAGUGAAGACCUAACUCCGAGGCCCAGUAAAUUUAGGCACUGUAGUAAAGUGCAGACUCUUGUUUCCCUUUUUCUCUUUUUCGGAGAAUUUUUGAAACUUUAGAAACUAACUCCGAGGUAGGAAUGACAUGGUUGUCUCGAGCUUAGUUAAUUUCCUUAUAUAUCACAUUCUCAGUUUUCCUAUUUAAA
Molecule: messenger RNA, 1282 nt
Organism: Populus nigra (black poplar)
Lineage: Eukaryota; Viridiplantae; Streptophyta; Magnoliopsida; Malpighiales; Salicaceae
Product: translocon-associated protein subunit alpha-like
Exons: 8
Coding region: 206-976 (256 amino acids)
Cellular component (GO): endoplasmic reticulum membrane; endoplasmic reticulum
Source: RefSeq, a predicted model, not a curated record